Molecule: messenger RNA, 1403 nt
Organism: Labrus bergylta (ballan wrasse)
Lineage: Eukaryota; Metazoa; Chordata; Actinopteri; Labriformes; Labridae
Gene: ak1
Product: adenylate kinase 1
Biological process (GO): nucleoside triphosphate biosynthetic process; ATP metabolic process
Cellular component (GO): cytoplasm
Molecular function (GO): AMP kinase activity; ATP binding; nucleoside diphosphate kinase activity
Source: RefSeq, a predicted model, not a curated record
AUGGGGGAGGGAGGGCUGCCGUGCAGCAGGAACUGUGCAGACACACACACGGGGAUCUAGGGACAGCAGCCCCUUGCAUUGGGAUCUAGAGCCACAGCGCGACAGAGAGUUGAAGGAAAAACCUCAUCUAAACACAACACAAUGGCAGACAAAAUCAAAGACGCUAAGAUCAUCUUCGUUGUGGGUGGGCCUGGCUCUGGAAAGGGCACCCAGUGUGAGAAGAUAGUUGUAAAGUAUGGCUACACCCACCUGUCAUCUGGGGAUCUGCUCCGUGCUGAGGUGGCUUCUGGCUCUGAGAGGGGCAAGCAGCUCCAGGCCAUCAUGCAGAAGGGAGAGCUUGUGCCCCUGGACACAGUCUUAGACAUGAUUAAGGACGCCAUGAUCGCCAAGGCUGAUGUCUCCAAGGGCUUCCUUAUUGAUGGCUACCCCCGUGAGGUGAAGCAGGGCGAGGAGUUUGAGAAGAAGAUCGGCAAACCCUGCCUGCUGCUGUACGUCGAUGCUAAAGGUGAGACCAUGGUCAAGAGGCUUUUGAAGCGCGGCGAGACCAGCGGACGUUCCGACGACAACGAGGAGACGAUCAAGAAGCGCCUGGAUUUGUAUUACAAAGCAACUGAGCCAGUCAUCGCUUUUUACGAGGGUCGUGGCAUUGUCAGGAAAGUGGACUCUGAGCUGCCAGUCGAUGAGGUCUUCGGCCAAGUCUCAAAGGCUAUUGAUGCACUGUAGUAAAACAACGUAACUGAGCUGUGUCUGGUUCUUGCCGUUUUAUUUUUCUGAUGUUUAACCAUUUUUUAAAAAGGACAAAACAUGAACAACAGAGUUGGUGCCCUCCUCCACUCUGCCAGGGUAAAAACCCAGAGGGCCUUUAAGGAUCAACAACGCCUUAACUCUACUCCUAUGAAGCAAAAGGCGUAGACAGUCUGAAGCUCAAGCUACUAUGAAUCUUAUAGCAGCAUAUGGAGAAGCAUUUGUUACUAAACACAAGUAUUGAUUCCAUUCUGUGCUCAACAUGUAUGUUGAUGUAUCCAAGAGACAUUUAAAAUAUUAUUAUAUACCGUAGCUUUUUAAUCUUUGAGGCAUCAUGCUCACUUUGGGGAAAACCUGCACUUUUAACAAUCCUUUCCCCAUCUCUAACCCCGUCUUUAAGAGUCCAUGGGAAAAUAAAAGAAACCUUUAUGAUUGUGCCAUUAAACAAUGGUAGUGCUCGACCACCAUGGACACAGUGGGGAAACAUCUGCCCACGUGUGCGUUGACAGAUCUUUAAUUUUUAUUUUUUCUAUGGAUUCCAUACAUUUACAACUUUAUCAAAGCACAUAAAUGAUCUCGUUCUUUUUAUCAAGAUGUACAUGCGUCUUUAAAGUGGUAUAUGUGACAAAAAGAAAAUUAAAGUUUAAGGAAAACAAGUA